AUGAGCGCCGCCACCCUGGACUGCCUGGACUCGCUGUCGUGCUACAGGAGCUGGUCCUCCCUGGAGCCCGCCAAUUUCUACGACGCCAAGGCGGGCGGCGCGCUGAGUCCUUCGUGCAAAGCGGGCGGCAUGAGCGCCAGCGCCGAGGAGGUCUCGUCAGCAGCGCCCGGCGGCGGCGGCGGAGGCAGCCGCGACCUGGCCGAGCUGAGCGCCGCCGCGCCGGCCAUGUACGAGGACGAGAGCGCCAUCGACUUUAGCUCCUACAUCGACUCGAUGGCGGCCGUGCCCAACUUGGAGCUGUGCAACGACGAGCUGUUCGCCGACCUCUUCAACAGCAACCACAAGGGCAGCGAGCGCGGAGGAAGCAGCGGCGCCUACGGGGACUACCUGCCGCCGCCUCCUCCUCCUCCGGCUCAGCACGCGCCCGCGGGCGGCGCCUUGGCCAGCCUGCUGCACGCCAGCGUCCCGCCGGGCCCGCUGCGCGGCGCCGUCAAGCAGGAGCCCGACUGGGGCGAUGAGGCGUCGGGCUCGGGCUCGCUGCUGCCCUCUCAGAUCGCCACCUGCGCCCAGACCAUCGUCAACCUGAGCGGGCAGCCCACGCCGCCCACCUCCCCGGAGCCUCCGGGCAGCGCCUCGCCGUCCAGCUACAGCAGCCGCUCGUCCGGGUCGUCGUCGUCGGGCGGCGGCAAAGAGCGCGCCGCCAAGAAGUGCGUGGACAGGUUCAGCCCGGAGUACCGUCAGCGGCGGGAGCGCAACAACAUCGCCGUGCGCAAGAGCCGCGACAAGGCCAAGCGCCGCAACCAGGAGAUGCAGCAGAAGGUGGUGGAGCUGUCGGCCGAGAACGAGCGGCUGCACAAGAAGUGCGAGCAGCUCACCAGGGACCUCACCAGCCUCAGGCACUUCUUCAAGCAGCUGCCCAGCAACCCUUUCCUGCAGGCGGCCGCGGCCACGGACUGCCGGUAA
This is a messenger RNA of Podarcis lilfordi (Lilford's wall lizard), 963 nucleotides long. The record is from the annotation of a GenBank genome assembly. NCBI's taxonomy places the organism in Eukaryota, Metazoa, Chordata, Lepidosauria, Squamata, Lacertidae.